CACAUCCAACUGUGUCAUCUAGAGAUGCCACACAAAUAUUGGGGAAAAGUGACUCAAAGAUUGUCGGUUCUCCUAUUGGCUAUGACUUGGCACCUAUGAUGGCAUCACAAGAAUCCUCUAGCAGUAAUGAAAACAUUACAAUCAACAGGAGUGAUUUGGCAGAACCAAACAGUGACGAAAACAAAGAACUCACCAUGCCCAAGCAAUCAUCGACAACUAAGAUUACUGACGAUGCCAAACUCAUGUCUCCAGACUCUGGUACAACUUUAUCAUCUUUAAGUUUUAACAGUCCAGAAAAUGGAAACACAUACCUGAAGGAGCCAGUAGGAUCAGGAGAACAGAGGGAUCAUUCAUACACAGAGAGGAUGAUGGGUACAGGAGGGCUGUCACCGAUGGCACUUCUGUCACCCCCCUCUGGACGACCCAUCAAGAGGAUGUCUCCAAGGUCAAGACGACACUACCGAUCACCAUGCUGUCUGUACCCUGUUCCUGGAGCUCCGUAUCCCACAAUGCUCAGCACCACAGUCCCAGCUGCCUUCCCAUCAUCCAUGUUUGACCAACAGGAUGGCCACCUGAUAAACUGUCCUGUUGGGGAGCUGAUCAAGCUUGACGAAGAUCCGCCUAACCAUGUCCAGCUGAUAGAGUUAGACCAGAAGCAGUCUGAUGUUAAGACUAGUGACCAAACACAGGAACUCGUGGCACUCUUUGAAGAAAAUGGGGCUUCCAUACAAGAACACAAGGAUGAGAUAUCAAAACAAAGUACUAAAUCUAACCUACAGUUGUUGGAAGAGUUACUAGGAGGGUGUGAGGUCAGUCCAUCCAAUGUCGAUGAUGUUGUUGAAGGGAUUAAAGCAGAGGAAGGUAUUACUAACAAGAUUGAUGUGGUAGAGAACAAUUGAUCUGUGUUCCCUUUAACGUUAUGUUUUAGGUUGCUACAUCCAAAAGAUACAUAUCUGUCCAGUACGUUCCAUGCUGCUAUGCCUAGUAGACACAAUAUUUGCUGCAAGACGUAUAGUGAGUGCUGCAACUAGAGUGGAAUAACUCACUGAUGAUUAGAGAAAGUUGAUGUUGAAGACCACCUUUCUAGAGCCUAGGGUACCAAUUCAUUUUCAAAUGUAUAACAUUAAAGUUAACGUUUACUGCU
Molecule: messenger RNA, 1144 nt
Organism: Branchiostoma floridae (Florida lancelet)
Lineage: Eukaryota; Metazoa; Chordata; Leptocardii; Amphioxiformes; Branchiostomatidae
Exons: 2
Coding region: 96-899 (267 amino acids)
Source: RefSeq, a predicted model, not a curated record